AGACGUGAAUGACACAUUGCCAUUAUGCGCCCCGACAGCGUUUGCUCCCAUGUUGACGAGCAUGGGAGUGGGUUCUGGUCCGCCGUCGGAAACGCCUGUGCAAUGGGAGGCCUGACAGCUGAGCCAUGGACGUCCUGGCAUCUCCAAGCACAGAACGAUCCUGGCAAAAGUCAAUCCGAUUACUCCACGGGAGAUGAAGCCACCUGUAGGGCACCAUUGUGUUACGGCCAGCACAUUGAUAUAGUCGAGUUGGCUCCAGUCAUGUACACUGAUGUCCCACCUCUCUAAAUCCAGAGGCAUGUGAUCUGUUGCAUGUUUGACCUAGGUGUUCUACGACUUGUCAUUCAGGUGCCAUUUCCACCUAGACUUCCAAUUUAACGCCAAGCAUCCUUCAUCAUGGUCAAAUUUGGCCUUGUCUUCUCGUGACUUCUCGACAAAGCUGAUGUACUCAUUCAGACUACUGCAAGGCUCCGGAGAACCACACCUUUCUUCUUACACGUUCAGCAGCCUGCAGUGAGCAUGCGGUCUCCCAGUUUGACGCGAAAUGGUUCCGAUUAUUCCCCAGGUACCAAGCCUCAGUGGCUUUUCCCCUCCAUAGUCAUGCAUAGGCAGCUAUCAAUCAAACAGUGUUCAGGUGC
Colletotrichum acutatum is the source of this 638-nucleotide messenger RNA. RefSeq lists its product as uncharacterized. Bases 25 to 288 code for a protein of 87 amino acids. Lineage: Eukaryota; Fungi; Ascomycota; Sordariomycetes; Glomerellales; Glomerellaceae. The record is from RefSeq and is a predicted model, not a curated record. The transcript has a single exon.